Molecule: messenger RNA, 839 nt
Organism: Haliotis rufescens (red abalone)
Lineage: Eukaryota; Metazoa; Mollusca; Gastropoda; Lepetellida; Haliotidae
Product: ankyrin repeat, PH and SEC7 domain containing protein secG-like
Exons: 3
Coding region: 45-839 (264 amino acids)
Molecular function (GO): protein binding
Source: RefSeq, a predicted model, not a curated record
GACAUCGGGAGGUUGUGGAGGUAUUAUUACAGAACAAGGCAAAUAUGGAUGAGAAAGAUAAGGGAGGCGGCAAACCUCUACAUAGUGCAGCCUUUGAGGGGCAUAGGGAUGUUGUGGAGGUGUUAUUACAGAACAAGGCAAAUGUGAAUGAGAAACGUAAUGAUGGCAACACACCUCUACAUCUUGCAGCCUACCAGGGACAUAGGGAGGUUGUGGAGGUGUUAUUACAGAACAAGGCAAAUGUGAAUGAGAAACGUAAUGAUGGCCACACACCUAUACAUCUUGCAGCCUACCAGGGACAUAGGGAGGUUGUGGAGGUGUUAUUACAGAACAAGGCAAAGGUGAAUGACGAACGUGAUGGUGGCCGCACACCUCUACACGAUUCAGCCUACCAGGGACAUAGGGAGGUUGUGGAGGUGUUAUUACAGAACAAGGCAAAUGUGCAUGAGAAAGAUAAUGGUGGCAACACACCUCUACAUGAUGCAGCCUUUGAGGGACAUAGGGAGGUUGUGGAGGUGUUAUUACAGAACAAGGCAAAUGUGGAUGAGAAGGAUAAGGAAGGUCGCACACCUCUACAUAGUGCAGCCUUUGAGGGACAUAGGGAGGUUGUGGAUGUGUUAUUACAGAACAAUGCAAAUGUGCAUGAGAAAGAUAAGGAAGGCCGCACACCUCUACAUCAUGCAGCCUACCGGGGACAUAGGGAUGUUGUGGAGGUAUUAUUACAGAACAAGGCAAAUGUGGAUGAGAAGGAUAAGGAAGGUCGCACACCUCUACAUCAUGCAGCCUUUGAGGGACAUAGGGAGGUUGUGGAGGGUGACAACCGAUGGCCAGUUUCUUAA